AUGACCAACGAGUGGCCGGUCACCGAGGCCCAGAAACUCAGAAUCGUUGAGAGGCUUCCUCUGGACCUGGGGCAGUGCAGGACCAGUAUAAAAGCCAUCCCAGCUCUUCACUCUCUCAUCCGCUUUGCUCCCCUUCUUCUCCUUCGGAAGCAAGUGCACCUCCGGACCCGCGACAUGUCCUGCUACAGCCAGUGCCUGCCCUGCCAGCCCUGCGGCCCGACCCCGCUGGCCAACAGCUGCAACGAGCCCUGCGUCAGGCAGUGCCAGAACUCCACCGUCGUCAUCGAGCCCUCCCCCGUGGUGGUGACCCUGCCCGGCCCCAUCCUCAGCUCCUUCCCGCAGAACACCGUUGUGGGCUCCUCCACCUCCGCUGCUGUUGGCAGCAUCCUCAGCUCUCAGGGAGUGCCCAUCAACUCUGGGUGCUGUGACCUCUCCUGCAUUACCGGCAGAACAUGCCUCCCCUGCUAAAGCUGCCGCAGGCGGACCCACAGAAGGAACCCCAGGAACCCAGAAGACGGUCACGGACUGAGCACGGAGAUCCUGGCCAGCGCUUUCACAGGGACUGAGCAUCCAUGGCUCCACCUGCAAAGGAAGGCAGGAAGCGGCGCGCCUGGGCUCUCUGAAAACAUGGCCCUUGUCUAACGUGCCUCUUUCUCACUCUCUUCUCUCUCUCUCUCUUUUCUCUGUUGUCUUCUGCUCCCCUGGGCUGUGAUCACCUGCUAAGCCCCAUCCCAGGAAGGGCCUGCUGCCGCCCUCCCUCUCAGGGACAGGCGGGCAGGCGGGCAGAUGCCCGGUGCAAACUCCACCCUGGCCAAGGGGCAACGACUCCUAGCUACCCCUGGUGCUCCCUGCACCAUGGCCGCCACUCAGAGGACCUCCUUUCCCUCUUUCAACUCAUUAAAGUUCUGCUGC
Aquila chrysaetos chrysaetos is the source of this 912-nucleotide messenger RNA. Its product is annotated as feather keratin Cos2-3-like. Gene Ontology annotation, molecular function: structural constituent of cytoskeleton. The record is from RefSeq and is a predicted model, not a curated record. Lineage: Eukaryota; Metazoa; Chordata; Aves; Accipitriformes; Accipitridae. The coding region runs from base 1 to 468 and encodes 155 amino acids. The transcript is spliced from 3 exons. Gene Ontology annotation, cellular component: intermediate filament.